AUGAAGGCUCCCGGCGCCGGAGUUCGGAUGAGGAGGGAAGCUAGAGCCCCGCCCGCGAGACGGGGAAGCCGGCCCGAGACUCCUCUGCUGAGGUGGAGGUUCGAUGAGGGCGGUGGCGAAAGUUUUCCGGCCGCGGAGGAGGAUAAAUCAGGCGGAGAAGCUGGCCGCAAGAGUCGGCGGAGGAUCAUUCCAGGGGUCUCGGCCAGGAAGCUCGCCGCUGGCCUGUGGCGCCUCCAUAUGCCGGAGUUUCAGAUUCAUACCAGCCAAAGGGUAGGAGGGUUUCAGUUCGGAGUGGACCAUUUUGGAGGCACUCUCGAUUGUCAUCAUGUCGACAGAGUGCAUGGUUUGACAGAUAAUGACAUGGUGCAUAGUCCAAGAUCCGUGUCUGAUCCGAAACAUGGACAUCUCUUUAAGAAGGCCCGCGCGCUGAUCGAGGAUGUUUGCGAUGAGCUGGCGAAGGAGAUUGAGGAGGAUAAAGCUGAGGUGGAGGCUCUUAAGAGAGAGUGCAUGAGUCUUGGUGAGGAAGUCGAAGAGGAGAGGCGAAUGCUGCAGAUGGCCGAGGUGUGGCGUGAAGAGCGCAUGCAGAUGAAGCUUGUGGAUGCCAAAGUCAUGCUCGAAGACAAAUACUCGGAGAUGAGUGGUCUGGUCGCGGGCCUCGUCUCUUUGUUGAGUUCCAGUUCGGGCCCAGGCCCAGAAAAGAUAGAGAAGGCCGAGUUUCUGAUCCAGGUGGCGAAAUCAGUGAGCAUGCAGGAUGUGAGGGAGUUGACUUACGAACCACCAAACCUGGACGACAUUUUCUCCAUGCUGGGAGAAGGGGAGUGCAGUCAGGCCUCAAAGAUCCACACGGUGAGCCCGGAAGUGAAAGUAAUUGUGAGGGACGGGGUCCACCACGCAUAUACCGAUCAGAUUGGAGAGUUAUUGGAGGAGGAUGUUAGCGAGUGGGAGACUGUGAGCCAUCAGGGUUCGAGCUACUCACCCGAGGGCAGUGAUCCUUCGGUCAAUAAUAGAAACUUUAGGGCCAGAAGUGUUCCGAUAAAUGCGACCGAAUGGGAAAAAGAAGGACGAAUAGUGGAGAUUGGCGAGGUUGACUCAGCCCGAAUGAGGCAGAUAAAGAGGGACUCGUCUAUAUCUAAUAAGCUGUGGAAGUCCUGUCCAAAUAAUGGGGAUAGUUACAAGAUUGUAUCUAAUGGGACUGUGUUUUCCCCAUAUAAUGGGCUGCCGCUAAGCCCACAGGAUUUGUACGGUCAGUGGAGUUCACCCGAUUCGGGUAAACCUCGUGUGAAUCGCGCAAUGAAAGGGUGCAUCGAGUGGCCGAGAGGUGCUCAGAAGAGUAGUCUCAAAGCUCGGUUUUUGGAAGCUAGGAUGGGGAGUCAGAAGGUCCAGUUGCGCCAGGUUUUGAAGCAUAAGAUUUAG
Molecule: messenger RNA, 1413 nt
Organism: Striga hermonthica
Lineage: Eukaryota; Viridiplantae; Streptophyta; Magnoliopsida; Lamiales; Orobanchaceae
Source: the annotation of a GenBank genome assembly